Magallana angulata is the source of this 1894-nucleotide messenger RNA. RefSeq lists its product as uncharacterized. The record is from RefSeq and is a predicted model, not a curated record. Lineage: Eukaryota; Metazoa; Mollusca; Bivalvia; Ostreida; Ostreidae. The transcript is spliced from 6 exons. The coding region runs from base 272 to 1192 and encodes 306 amino acids.
UCUUAAAACUUUGCUUUGCUUUCAAAUUCCUAGAAAUUGUUGUACAUUCCAAGAAAUAGCCAACCUGUCUUUGGACUAGAACAUCUCGCAUGAAUCAUUGCCAUGUUGGUCCUUUGCCAUUGAACAAACCACGUGAUUUCUGAUCAUGUAUAUUUAUAGAUGAGUAUCAAUUGACGGUCUAAAAACGAUACAAUUGGGUUGAGAAAACAAGGAAAACAAGUGAAUUUACAAAUCACAAUCAAGUAAAACUAAAAGCGGAUUAUCUAUUUAAAUGAUUAGUUUGAACAUAAACAUGGCGAAAUGUGCAACAAUAAUGUUGGUGUUACAACAGAUUGUACAAGGACAAAAUGACAAGAAUUUAUCUCAAGAUAAUGUAUGUCAAAAGGAAAAUGGAAAUACCCACUGCUGCAGUGGAUAUUAUUGGCACGAUGGAAAAUGUAUAGAAUGUUUCGGGGCAUUUGGGUUAAACUGUUCAGAACCAUGCCAUAAUAUAUCAUUCGGAUACCGAUGCAGAAAAACUUGUAAGUGCCAGAAUCACGAAGUCUGCAAUAAAUACACUGGCUGCCAAACGAUUGAUUAUAUCAACAACGAAUUUAAAGACAAAUGUAUAGACACUUUGCUUCUGUGUGUGAUUGGAUCUGGAUCUGUCUUGCUUUCAAUGGCCUUGUUAUUCAUCGGUGUGAUGUUUUACAGAUGGCGUAAGAUGUUGUACAAACCUAAAUCCGCUGAGAAAACAGAAGGGUUUCAAGUGGAUUUAUUCACAGUUCCGAGUAUACAGGAUACAAUUCAGGAAAAUUACGAUGACAUUCGCGAAUCAAGAAUGCUUCUCGAUGACAACAGAAAGGGCAACAAGGAAACCACACCAAACAGAAUAAACUCAACAGAGUAUAACCGAUUGUUCUGCAAAGAGCGUACAUCAAGUAAAACAAUGGGUGAGAUGGGUGAAGAAUAUUACAGCGCAAUCGAUGCACGUUUUAAGAGUAAACAACCGCUUGUAACAUUGUCUGAAUUUCCAGAGGACGACUGCUAUGUAAGCCUCUCCCAAAAUGCAAAGAGAAAUAAACGGAUGUCAAAAUCGUGCUCAGACAUAACUGUUGAUACAUCGGGGGUGUAUAAUAAUGUAGGAAUUAAUCAAUACUAUAAUUCCAAAGUGGAUAAAAACAAUGGAAAUAUUUUGAUAGCGCAUUUAUAGCUGUAAAGCCACAAACCUACAUGCGUUCUUAUAUCGUUAUUUGUAAUGAGAUUCAUUUCCAUAUUUAAAAAACACUAUCUUUUUUCAGCUAGUAAAAAAAUAAAAUAUAAUUUUAUUGACAAUUGCAUGCACUUGUUCGUUGUAUAAAUCGCAUUCGAUAAUCUUGCUACUCAACUAACAACCCCAUUGCUUUUAAACUCAAAAUAUUUAUUUUGAUUUAAUGCAAACAUGGAAAACUGGGUGAAAAACUUUAUUCUGCCAAAAUGUCAUAGAUCGAAAAAUGUGAUUUUAAUCUCAAAUUUUAAUUUCCGCUUAUAAUUUUUAAAAAUAGCUUACAUAUAGCGCAAUCUUCCUGGUAAUUGUUGUUUAUCUGAGUUUAACACGUGGUCGUGAAUCUCACUAACAUCUGAAAACCGUGUUUAUUAGACACUCCAGCUCGAUCUAAAAGUAUCGAAAGCACUAGAAAACCCUUGCAGAAUUUUAAGUCUUGACGAAAUAUCUUCCGGAUUUCUAGGAUGUUCCAGUCACAACAGUUUAUUAAAUUCAAGUUUCUUUUCCUGUUUUUUUAGAACUUAUAUAUAAUGCCAUUGAUCUUAAUAAUAUAUUGGGCUGUUUUUCUAAUGACUAGAUAACUAUGUGUCUUUUUUGUUGUAUUAAGGUUACAUUAACAUGUUGAUAUUGUUAUUAUACUAUGAAUAUCAA